AUGCAAAUCCCUCUGGCCCUCAUCUGUUUCUCUGUUGUGAUGCUGGUGCCUGGGUGCACCGGUCUUCCCCCAAAAGGAGAAUCUAUGAGGAAUGCCGUGCACUGUAUAGUAAACAUGGCUCAGACCACUCUGGUCCACAUUAAGAAACUCAGAACAAAGUUGCCAGUAGCUCCGCCAGUAGAAGUCAGCUCUCCUUCUAUCGAGGGUCUCACAAGCAUCAGCCGUGACCUGGGACUCCUGGACAACGAGCUGCAGAGCCCUGCCCUGGAGCUGGUGAGCCAGAUCCAGGCUGAUGUCUCCAGUCUGGAGGGAAGGGUGCGUUCCCUCGCCCUGACAAUGGACUGUACUGUCCCGGCCAGAGUAAAAUCAGAAAUCAGUGAAGACGUAUUCCCUGACAGUUACAUGUAUGUAAGUCUUAUGAAGGUGCAGCACUACCUGGAGAAGCUCCUUCUCAACAAGGACAAGCUGAAGGUCUGCUGACAGAUUCACACACAUGACAGG
Molecule: messenger RNA, 501 nt
Organism: Myripristis murdjan (pinecone soldierfish)
Lineage: Eukaryota; Metazoa; Chordata; Actinopteri; Holocentriformes; Holocentridae
Gene: lepb
Product: leptin b
Exons: 2
Coding region: 1-480 (159 amino acids)
Source: RefSeq, a predicted model, not a curated record